AUGGUCUUUGUUUUUGAAUGUCAAGGAGACAAAAAGUCGUGUGUCACUUUUUCAAACAAAUUUAUGAAAAAGUGGAUGGAGUAUUCUUAUGGAAUAAAAGAAACUGCAAAUUACAUUAAAAAUGGCUCUAUUUUGAUUAAUGUGGGAAAUGUCUUUGGAGGAACAGAACAAGUAUUGGAGUAUCUCCACUUAAUGGAAAAGUACAUCAACCCAUCAAAAUGGGCAUCAUGGGGACAUGAUCAAAGCGUCCACAAUUAUGUAUUCUACUCAUUUUAUUAUCCCAAGUAUCAAAUAUUUUGUUUCAAAGAUAAAAACUAUUUGUUUUACGAUAGCAAAAACAAAAGUCUAAAAAUAAUAGGAACAAAUUGCGGGCCAGUCGCACGUCAUAAAAUAGGAUUGAACAAUUUUAAAAUGAAUUGGUCGAGUUUAGAACAGAAAUUUUAG
Molecule: messenger RNA, 444 nt
Organism: Entamoeba invadens IP1
Lineage: Eukaryota; Evosea; Mastigamoebida; Endamoebidae
Exons: 2
Coding region: 1-444 (147 amino acids)
Source: RefSeq, a predicted model, not a curated record